Molecule: messenger RNA, 132 nt
Organism: Penicillium olsonii
Lineage: Eukaryota; Fungi; Ascomycota; Eurotiomycetes; Eurotiales; Aspergillaceae
Source: the annotation of a GenBank genome assembly
AUGAACAAGGGUCUACAGGAAGUCAACAUUCAGAACAUGAACGUCGAGCUUGUGGCCCAGAUGUUCAAGAACUACCAAUCCAAUGUCCUCUUCCAUCUUGAGGCUACCGAGAACCUGAAAGAGCCCUCCUAA